AUGGCUCCCAAGCGCAAAGCGCCAGGCGGCGUCGCCGCCGGCUCGCCCGCCGCCAAGGAGCCGCAGGUCUUCUCGGGCUGCCGCCUGGUGUUCUGGGCCCACCGGCACAUGGCAGUCACUCAGCAGCGGGCGAAGCAGCUGGGGGGCGUGCAGCAGCCGGCGGUAGCGGCAGACACCACACACGUCAUCUGCCCGCCCAACCUGACGGCGCAACAGGCAGCCGACAAGCUGCGCGGGUGGAGCGGGCCAACCCGGGAGGUGGCUGUGGGCCAGGGCGCCAGUGUGCGGCUGCCCGAGGGUGUGGCAUUUGUGACGCCCGACUGGGUGUCUCGCAGCAUCCCCAAGCACCACCUGCUGCCAGAGGAGCAGUUCCUGCCACCAGGCCUGGCCCCAGCGCCAGCAUCCCCGGCAGCAGCCACACAGGCAGCGGCAGGGCAUGACGGCGCUGGCACAGGAGGGCAGCAGCAGCAGGAGCAGCAGGAGCAGCAGCAACCCCAGCAGCGAGAGCAUCCGACAGGUGCCGAUGCAGAGCAGCAUCGCGAUGCUGCUCCUGCUGGACCGGAGCCCACCAGCAGCACUGCCACGGUGCCAUUCAGCAGUCAACAGAUGUGGGCAGCAGGGCAGGAUGCGCAGCAGCAGGAUGUGCUGCAGGGGCCAGCGUUCUGUCGUGUGGAGCGGCGCGGCAGCGAGUUUGUGGCGGUGCAGGGGGCCAAGCCGCUACAGACGGUGGACAAGCUGCGGGCAUACUGGUUUCAUACACAUACAGCCGGCCAGGAGGCGCCGCCCACCAGCCCGCAGCCCCCCAAGACCUCCCAGCUCAACGGCGUGUGCAGCCAUGCCAUCGACAAAGCGGUGCAGGGGCUGAUCAUGUGGAACGAGGCGCUGGAAUCGGAAGAGGAUGUGGACAAAGUGCCCGGGCUGGGGCCCAAGAGCAAGGUCAAGGUCAAGGAAAUCCUGGCCAAGGGCACGUCCAGCCGCAUCGCGGCGGCGGCGGCGGAUGAGCAGCGCAAGGUGCUGACUACGUUGCUGGAGGUGUGGGGCACCGGUACCGCCUCCGCCAGCCGAUGGUACAGCCUGGGCGUGCGCACGCUGGACAACUUGCGCAGCAGGACGGACCUCAACCUGACAGAGCAGCAGCGGGUUGGACUGAAGUAUUAUGACGACUUAAAGCAGAAAAUCCCACGGGCAGAGGUGGCCCAAACCGAGAAGAUUGUGCGAGAGACGUGCUUCGAGCUGAUAGAGCGGUGGGGCGGCACAGCGGAUGUGGAGCGCACCUACUGCUCCGCCACCGGCAGCUACCUGCGGGGCAAGCCACAGAGCAGCGACGUCGACAUCCUCAUCUGCCUGCCGCCCUCGCUGAGCCACGCCGACUGCCAUGAUUUCCUCACAGAGGUUUAUGCCAGCUCCACCACGCCUUUUGCGCUAAACUACUUUGGCAACAGCCAGUCAUUCUGCCGCGCCACGCGCUACUGGGCCAACACGGGGGUGGCAGAAGCCGCGCGGAAGUACAAUGCAGCCGCCAACGGCUUCAAGAUCUCUGACCGCGACAUGGUGCCCAUCUAUCGACCCCCAGCCCAACGGCAUCACAGGCGCAGCAGGGGCGGCGGCGGCGGCAGCGACAGCGAGGGGGACGCCGGCGCGGCGGACGGCGGCACCACCGUGCUGGAGCCAGCGGUCGCGUGCCCCGACGAAACCACCAUCUUCCGGGAGCUGGGGCUGGCCUACGUGCCUCCCCACAUGCGCUACUUCCACGACUUCUUCUGA
Molecule: messenger RNA, 1764 nt
Organism: Chlorella variabilis
Lineage: Eukaryota; Viridiplantae; Chlorophyta; Trebouxiophyceae; Chlorellales; Chlorellaceae
Exons: 11
Coding region: 1-1764 (587 amino acids)
Biological process (GO): double-strand break repair via nonhomologous end joining
Cellular component (GO): nucleus
Molecular function (GO): DNA-directed DNA polymerase activity; DNA binding
Source: RefSeq, a predicted model, not a curated record